Messenger RNA from Pristis pectinata (smalltooth sawfish), 3066 nucleotides. It is a transcript of the gene ppil4, whose product is annotated as peptidylprolyl isomerase (cyclophilin)-like 4. The transcript has 13 exons. Gene Ontology annotation, biological process: protein peptidyl-prolyl isomerization. Gene Ontology annotation, cellular component: nucleus. Gene Ontology annotation, molecular function: RNA binding; peptidyl-prolyl cis-trans isomerase activity. The record is from RefSeq and is a predicted model, not a curated record. The coding region runs from base 71 to 1516 and encodes 481 amino acids. Lineage: Eukaryota; Metazoa; Chordata; Chondrichthyes; Rhinopristiformes; Pristidae.
CGCAUCGUUCGACGUCAGGUGAUGUGACGUGAUUCACCUGGCAGCCAUUUUGCAUCGGGCCGACGACAAAAUGGCGGUGCUGCUGGAGACGACGCUCGGCGAUCUUGUGGUGGAUUUGUACACGGAGGAGCGGCCUCGGGCCUGUUUGAAUUUUCUGAAGCUUUGUAAAAUCAAGUAUUAUAACUACUGUCUCAUCCACAAUGUUCAGAGAGACUUCAUUAUACAGACUGGUGACCCAACUGGAAGUGGUCGUGGAGGCGAAUCUAUUUUUUGCAAACUUUAUGGAGAUCAGGCCAGAUAUUUUGAGGCAGAAAAGAUGCCCCGAAUAAAACACAAGAAAAAGGGGACAGUAUCCAUGGUGAAUAAUGGCAAUGAUCAGCAUGGUUCUCAGUUCUUGAUUACUGUGGGAGAAAACUUGGAUUACCUCAAUGGUGUACAUACGGUGUUUGGUGAGGUGACUGAAGGCAUGGACGUUCUAAUGAAGAUCAAUGAAGCAUUUGUCGACAAGGAUUUCUGUCCAUAUCAAGAUAUUAGGAUAACCCAUACAGUAAUACUUGAAGAUCCAUUUGAUGACCCUCAAGAUUUGCAAAUUCCAGAUCGUUCACCAGAGCCUACCAAAGAACAGCUUGAUAGUGGCAGAAUAGGCGCUGACGAAGAAAUAGAUGAUAGCAAAGGAAAAACUGCAGAGGAAAUUGAAGAAGUAUUGGCAGAGAAAGAAGCAAGUACACGGGCCAUUCUGCUGGAAAUGGUUGGAGAUUUACCAGAUGCAGAAAUAAAGCCCCCGGAAAAUGUGCUGUUUGUUUGUAAACUCAAUCCAGUUACCACAGAUGAAGACUUGGAAAUCAUUUUUUCAAGAUUUGGACCAAUCAGAAGCUGUGAGAUCAUUCGAGACUGGAAAACUGGAGAAUCUCUCUGCUAUGCCUUCAUUGAGUUUGAGAAGCAAGAAGACUGUGAAAAAGCUUAUUUUAAGAUGGAUAAUGUGCUGAUAGAUGACAGAAGAAUCCAUGUGGACUUCAGCCAAUCUGUAGCUAAGGUUCAGUGGAAGGGGAAAGGUGGAAAGUAUACCAAGGAAGAUUUUAAGGAGUAUGAGAAGGAUCUUGGCAAAUCUUCCAAUGUUGCCCUGAAGGAUAAAGUACAACCUAAGCAGGACUCCAAAUAUGAACUGUUGCUGGAUGAGGCUGAGGUCAGUAGAAGUCACCGACAUAGCAAGAAACACCACAAGGAUAAACGGCAUCGUCGUCAUUCAGAAGAAGGAGGUGACAAGCGGAAGGCAGCAAAACACAAGGCAGCUGCUGAGAGAGAGCCCCAGCAGCACAAAAGCACAGACUCCAUCAAUGAAUACAGCAGGGAGAAAAAGAGGGAUCAAAAGAAGCGCGAUCAUUAUAGGAGCCGAAGCAGCAGUGGGUCUGAAGAGAGAGACUACCACAAACAUAGCAGGAGUAAGAAGUCCAAAUACCGGGAAGAAGCAGAAGAAAGAAGGAGCAGAAGUCCUAAAAGAUCUAAGAAAAUGUCAUGAAAAUAGCCAAAGAGAGUGGAAUGCAAGUGAAUAACUAUUUCUUGGCAGUCAAUUUUCUUUGUAUUUCUUAAAAUGUAAAUAAAACAUGCAGGUAUGGUGUUUUCAUUUUUAAUAAUUUUGUACUUGUUGUUUGAUGCACAUCAGCUAUAAGCUACUGCAUUGGCCAAAUUGCUCAAUCCCUGAUGGUAUAUUUAAUAUCAGAUCAUUGUAAGGCAGAUAUACAACAUUCUGGGAUAGAUUGAACGAGAUGGCAAGAAACCCUUGAAAUAAUUUCAAUCAUAUUUCCUGGAAAGCUAACCUAGAAAGGAAACAUCUUGUUUUCAAAAGCACUUAACCAAAACAAGGAAAACUCAGUGUAAAGUGAUGUUAUGCCAGUAUGCAAAAUGUACAAUAUAAAAUUUGUACGGUAUAUGAUAGGUUCAGUAUAUACUGGGUACUGUAAUUACCAAAAUAUUCAGUGGAUAUACUUGGUAUAUUUUGCAAUGGGUUAUGUAAUUGCUACUAUGUACAGGGGUACAGAAGUCCUUCCAUGCUAGAAUAUUUGAACACUUUUAAUCUGCAGGAUCCCUAACCUCUAUAUAUGUAAGUUCACAUCCACAAUAAUCACAAUAGAACAGAAAUGAGGAGAAAUUUCUUUAGCCAGAGGGUCAUGGAUCUAUGGAAUUCUUUGCCACUUACAGCUGUGGAGGCCCAAUCAUUGGGGGUGUUUAAGGAGGAGAUUGAUAGGUAUCUAAUUAGUCAAGGGAUAUGGGGAAAAGGCUGGGAAUUGGGGCUAGAUAGGAAUAGUUUAGUUUAGCUCAUGGAGCAGACUCAAUGGGCCAAAUGGCCUACUUCUGCUCCUUUGUCUUGUGAUCUUGUGAGAGCAAAAGGGUAUCCACUUCAUACUUCCCUCUAAUUAGACAAUCCAUAACUUUUAUUUAAGCUAGCAACCAAUUUAUUGUAUCCAUUUCUAUGAUUUACUUUAAUCCACAGCUUUCAAGCUGAAUUACCAGCUUUUCAAAUGCAGGUUUGCUAGGUACAUGUUUUGCAAUUGAAUUGGCAUAUUGGUUCUUUGCAGAAGUCGAUGAAGGUGUUUUGCUUGCAUAAACAAUAUCAGGUGCCUACUUUUAUACUUGCAUCAUUGGUGGUGUCUGAUGGACCAGAUGUGCCUUGAUCAAACUAAUUUUAUAGAAAUCAUUUUGCACUGUUAACAUUUUAAAAUUUUCUCUAGCUUUAUAUUAAAUGAUUGGGGAAAUAUAUUUGAAACUAUUUUCAGCCUGAUAACCUUCAAUCUUUGCACAUUAUCAAAUCUGGUCUCUUUUACAUCCUGAUUUUGUUUGGGAUAGUUGUGUUCAGCCUGUCUAGGUCCUAAGCUCAAAUUUCCACCCAAAACUCUAUCUUUAAAAUUUAACCAGGCUUUGGCAAUCUCUCCUACUACCUUAAUGUGGCUAUCGCAAAUUUUAUUUGGUAAAAUUCAUGUUAAGAGCAAUGAAGCAUUUUUAUUUAAUGUUGUAUGAAUGCAUUGUAAUGCUUUGAUUUUGAAUAGCUAAACAAUGAGGAUUUGACAGCAA